CUUACGCCAUUCCAAGAGAGAGCAAAAAACCAGAAAACCCGAUGAUUCUCCUUCUUCUCUCCACAAAUUCCAGUAGAAACAUCCAAAACAAUGCAAAUAAAGUAAAUUCUACCUUCUUCUCCUAAAAAUAUCAGAGAAUUUGAAGAUGGCAGCUUAGAAUUUUCUUCAUAAUCUCGAAUAGUAAAUCUCCAUCUACUAUUUUUGUUUUGAUUUCGCUGCCCACUUGGGUAGUUUCCAAACAUGGAAAAUCAAGAUUCUUCUAGUGAUGAUGAGCUGCCAUUGAAUCACACUGGAGAUGAGGAAGAGUUUAGAAGUUGCUGUGGUGAUGAAGAAGUUUGGUUAAAGGAUAGUGAUGAUACAGCUAAAGUUGCAGAGGAGGAGAAAAAAGAUGAACCUAUUGAUGAGUUCUCUGUUAAGAUGUUUUUUAAGGGAGUUUCGAUAUCCGAAAGAGGAGAUUCGGGUUCUGGUUAUUCGGGAAUUGGUGUUGUGUUGGAGAGACCAGGAGAUUUUGAGUUGAUUCAAGUGCAGAAAAAGUUGGAAUUUUGUGUUGAAGAGUCUGUAGCUAACUAUUUAGCUUUAUUGGAUGGUCUUGCAGUAGCUUCACAGAACAAUCUCCGCUCUGUGGUUGCUGUAACAGACUCCGAGUUGCUCUAUAAUCAGAUAACUCGUGAGGAGAAGCUCGAGAUCCCACUUUUGGUUGCACUGAGAGAAAGGGUAUUGGAGGAAACAAGUAAUCUUGAUGGGUUUGUUCUAAAGCUUGCUCCUUCCCAUGAUCUUGAUCAAGCUCGAAGCUUGGCUGAAGUAGCGGUAGGAAUCGUUUCUUUUAAUCUCGAUGUGGAUAAAUUAGCUGAGAACUGCUCGAUCUGUUGUGAAGACCGUCAAUCUGAGAUGAUGUUAACACUGAAAUGCACUCACAAAUUCUGUUCGCAUUGCAUGAAAACAUACGUCGAAGGGAAAGUAGAGUCUUCAGAAGUUCCCAUCAGGUGUCCUCAAGUGCAGUGCAAGCAUUAUCUCUCAGCCACGGAGUGCAAAUCGUUUCUUCCCGUUGCUUCUUUUAUAUCAUUCGAGGAAGCAAAUGUGCGUAGUAAGAACAGUAGCAAGAUUUACUGUCCAUAUCCCAAUUGCUCUUUUCUGUUAGACCCACUUGAAUGUCUAUCAGCGGGAAGUGCAAGCUCGUCUAGUCAGUCAGAGAAUAGCUGUUGUGUGGAGUGUCCUGUCUGUGAGAGGUUUGUGUGUGUGGACUGUGGUGUUCCUUGGCAUGCUUCUAUGAGCUGUGAAGAGUUUCAGAUUCUCCCUGUUGAUGAAAGAUAUCCAGAUGACAUUACAUUGCAUCGCUUAGCUAGGUAUAAGAGGUGGAGACGGUGUCAGCAAUGCCGUAUAAUGAUUGAGCUUGCUCAAGGUUGCAACCACAUGACUUGCAGGUGUGGGCACGAGUUUUGCUACUGUUGUGGAGCAGAGUACAGAGAAGGGCAACAGUCUUGCACUUGCGCUUUUUGGGACGAUGACGAAGAAGAUCAAGAAAACUCAGAGUCGGAAAACAUAAGCCAAGAAGUUGAGCAAUGGCCUUGGGACACAUUUAGCUCAAUUCCAACUGUAAUGGACGCUUACUCUGAGCAAGAAAGAUCUCAGCUUGCUCUGAUCCAACGGUUCUUAGCGGGUGGAGGGUUUAGUCUUAGUGAUCACCAUACUUCUUAUCAGUCGCCACCGCCUCCAUCUACAGAGUCAUCUUAUGUUGAAGCCGCCAUGAAAGAUCUUCAUCAGCUUCCUUGGCUUGAGAGGUUUGUGUCUGUUAUAAGUGAUGAUUACUAUGAAGAGUUUACUAGGAUUAAUGGCCAGUGAAAGGGGUGUAAUGGUAAUUUACAACUUUGAGGACUUGGCUUGCUUUGGUUAGGUUCGGAGAGGUCGAUAACGAGAGUCUCUCGCUCUCGAAAAAAAAUUGUUGGUGUUGUAAGAUUCUUGAUGAAUUCAAACAAUGAAUUGUGAUUAAACUAUUUGCAGUUAUAAAAAGAAGAGUUUGAUCGUUU
Molecule: messenger RNA, 2024 nt
Organism: Eutrema salsugineum
Lineage: Eukaryota; Viridiplantae; Streptophyta; Magnoliopsida; Brassicales; Brassicaceae
Product: E3 ubiquitin-protein ligase RNF14
Exons: 4
Coding region: 241-1839 (532 amino acids)
Biological process (GO): protein polyubiquitination; positive regulation of proteasomal ubiquitin-dependent protein catabolic process; ubiquitin-dependent protein catabolic process
Cellular component (GO): ubiquitin ligase complex; cytoplasm
Molecular function (GO): nucleic acid binding; RNA-DNA hybrid ribonuclease activity; zinc ion binding
Source: RefSeq, a predicted model, not a curated record